UCAGGUGUACUAUCAGAAACUGAAGCACAUGGUGCAAGACAAGAUGCACGCUCGCUCGAGGGGGCCGCGCGCCGUCCUCACCAGGCAGCCGACCGAGGGAAGGAGUCGCGAUGGCGGACUCAGGCUGGGCGAGAUGGAGAGAGACUGUCUCAUUAGUUACGGUGCCAGCAUGAUGCUGGUUGAAAGACUGAUGAUAUCCAGUGAUGCAUUUGAUGUAGAUGUCUGCAACCAGUGUGGCAGGUUGGCUUAUUCUGGCUGGUGUCAUGGCUGCCAGAGUAGUGCUUCAGUAUCAACCAUACGGAUACCAUACGCUUGUAAACUGCUAUUUCAAGAGCUGCAGUCUAUGAAUAUCUCGCCACGCUUAACGUUGAAGAACUAUUGUGAUUAACUACUGUGAAAGGUUACUUGAUAUCUUGAAUCAUUGUUUUAGAUUAAUUGUUGUAAUUGCAGAAUAAAAAUGAAUUUUCAUUA
This is a messenger RNA of Nilaparvata lugens (brown planthopper), 471 nucleotides long. RefSeq names its product DNA-directed RNA polymerase III subunit RPC2-like. Gene Ontology annotation, biological process: DNA-templated transcription. The record is from RefSeq and is a predicted model, not a curated record. NCBI's taxonomy places the organism in Eukaryota, Metazoa, Arthropoda, Insecta, Hemiptera, Delphacidae. Gene Ontology annotation, cellular component: RNA polymerase III complex. Bases 29 to 388 code for a protein of 119 amino acids. Gene Ontology annotation, molecular function: DNA-directed RNA polymerase activity; ribonucleoside binding; DNA binding. The transcript has 3 exons.